AUGUCGUCUCUGUCGCUUGCAAUUUGUUUGUCGUCGUUUCUGCUGUCUCGGUCGCUUGUGUCAGUUCUUUUAUCUUCUCUGCUGAGCAAACGCUUUUGUUUGUCAACAGUCUUUCGUUUGUUUUUGCCCGUCGGCCGCGUCAAUAUCCGCUUCAGUCUUCAAGCCAUCGUCUCUUUGUGUGUUUUUUGUGUGUUCUUUAAUCUUCUGAAUAUUCGUUCUGCAGUUGAACUUGAACCUUUCCCAAACGUUGCCACCAAACCAGAGUUUGACUGGGCGACGUCUUGUCACAGCUCAACAAGACGAAGGGCGCACGACGGCUCCACUAUCCAUGCUCCCCUGACUCAGGGCUCCACAGAACCGACGAAACAGAAAGAUGCUACAACGAAUCACAUUUCCACCAUGCGACAGAGAUAA
Chondrus crispus (carragheen) is the source of this 414-nucleotide messenger RNA. RefSeq lists its product as hypothetical. NCBI's taxonomy places the organism in Eukaryota, Rhodophyta, Florideophyceae, Gigartinales, Gigartinaceae. The transcript has a single exon. Bases 1 to 414 code for a protein of 137 amino acids. The record is from RefSeq and is a predicted model, not a curated record.